Echinops telfairi (small Madagascar hedgehog) is the source of this 1084-nucleotide messenger RNA. RefSeq names its product interleukin 27 (gene IL27). Bases 56 to 874 code for a protein of 272 amino acids. Gene Ontology annotation, biological process: regulation of T cell proliferation; regulation of T-helper 1 cell differentiation. Gene Ontology annotation, molecular function: interleukin-27 receptor binding. Lineage: Eukaryota; Metazoa; Chordata; Mammalia; Afrosoricida; Tenrecidae. The record is from RefSeq and is a predicted model, not a curated record. The transcript has 5 exons.
GCUAUACCACCUUGGGCGAGUCACCCUACUGAGCCUCACUCACCUCAGCUGCAGAAUGGGGACAAUAGUCAUUCCCGUUCACUGCACACAGCUACACAGGUCGGUCGCUGAAAAAGGGCUCGGCCUCUUGCUGCUCUCCUUGCUCCUGGCCCGAGCUGGCAUCUGGGGAUUCCCAAGGCCCCCGGGGAGGCCGUCCCUGAGCCUGCAGGAGCUGCGGAGGGAGUUCACGGUCAGCCUGCAUCUGGCCAGAAAGCUGCUCUCUGAGGUCCAGGAGCUGGCUCACGGCUUUGCUGAGUAUCACCUGCCUGGAGUGAACCUGGAUUUCCUGCCCCUGGGAGGGCAGCUCCCAGAUGUUGCUCUGACCUUCGGGGCCUGGCGCCACCUCUCCGACUCAGAGCGGCUGUGCCUCCUCUCCACGACACUUCGUCCCUUCCAUGUCCUGCUGCAAGGCCUGGGGCCCCAAAGUGGCUGGACGCGCUCAGAGAGGGCGCAGUUGUGGGCCCUCAGGCUAAACCUCCGGGACCUGCAGCAGCACCUCCGCUUCCAGGUGCUGGCUGCAGGAUCCAGCCUCCCAGAAGACGAGGAAGAGGAGGAGGAGGAGGAGGGGGAGAAAGGACUUCCCACAGGGACCCCGGAGAGCCCCUCACAGAUGUCUGCCCAGGCGUCUUGGCCCCAGCUCCUCUCCACCUACCAGUUACUGCAUUCUUUGGAGCUUGUCCUGUCUCGGGCCAUGCGGGACCUGCUGCUGCUCUCUCAGGCGGAGGACCUGGCCCCAGCGGCCUUGGGUUCCCACUGCCCAGCGCUGCUCAGCUCUGACGGAGAGACCCCUGAGCCCUCCCUCACCUCCAACCUCACCCCCACCCAUUGGGACUAGGGUCUCUACCACUAGGGCAGGCUCUGGCUCACUUGCCCCAGCCCCCCUACCCGGUAACUUAAAGCCCCUCCUAUCCUUGACAGAUAUUUAUUUCAGGAAUGUUUAUUUAUUGUCCAGGGAGAGGAUGGUUUAUUUAUUGUCUGCCCCCCCCCCGCCCCACCCUGGGGCUGAGCCACGAUGCUGGAUGCCUAAUAAAGCGCUCCCACGCUU